GUUAGGAGUGGAGGAUAUGCUGCGACUGGUGGACAUUCUAUGCAUGAAGUACCACAGCAACAGUAUUGUUUACCCUAGAAACAGGCCGCUGGUAACGUGGACUUUCUGGGAAGGAACUUGGAUAGCAACUUUCAAAAGCUAUCUGUUGAUAUUGGCCUUAAUGUUUUGGAACGCUUGAUAAACAACCUAAACUUAACCGCGACACUGUGGCGUACUGGGUGUUAGCGAGUUUUCACAACAGGACCGUUUUCUAUUGUGUUGUUGGGAACGAAAGAAAUAUGGAGUCAGCGGGAGCACCACUGAACAAUCAAAGGGAGCAGACAUCGAUCUGCUUCAAGGCCUUUAUGCUAAAAAAUAGUACAAAAAGUAACCUCAACCUCUAUGACCAUUUUGCACGGGUUCUGACCAAGGUGAUGGAUGAGCGCCCAGAAAAUGUGGUUGACGUAAUUGAAGACAUGAGCCAUGAGGUGAAGCGGGGAUUGCUGCUGGACAAGCAGAGCACAUUGAGAGACAUACCUCCGUCGCCUGCUGCACAGCUCCUGGCUGAGCAGCAGAUGUUGCUGUUUUCACGGGGAGGGGGUGAUGAUGGCGACCAAGAGGUUGAAACACCGCUCCCCAAUGUGAGUGAAGUUGGCUUCUUACUGGAGCAGGCUGGAGUGGGACUGGGCAGAGAGGAGACGCUGAGGGUUUUCCUGGCACUCAAGCAGUUGGUAAAUUCCCAACCACUAGCACGCUGCCGACUCUGGGGUAAAAUCCUGGGCACUGAGGGCAACUAUCUUGUUGCUGAGGGUGAGUACAGAGAUGAGGAGGAAGGGAUUAAUGAGGAAACAGCAGAAGACGCAGAAGGAGAACCUCGGGAUGAUGAUGAGGAAGCUGAGGUGGUGGAAGAAAUUGAUACACUCCCAAGAUCCACUUUCAAGCCGCCACCUGUGGUGCCAAAGGAGGACAACCGCACAGGUGUGAACAAAUUCACUUACUUUGUGUGCAGAGAGUCUGGCCUUCGCUGGAUGAGGCUGCCCACUGUCACUCCUACCCAGAUUACAGCUGCGCGCCACAUCCGCAAAUUCUUCACAGGGAGACUGGAUGCCCCCAUUGUCAGCUAUCCCCCUUUCCCUGGCAAUGAGGCUAACUAUUUGCGAGCCCAAAUUGCUCGCAUCUCUGCCGGCACACAGGUCAGUCCCCUCGGGUUCUACCAGUUUGGAGAGGAGGAAGGUGAGGAGGAAGAGGAGGGAGCCCGGGACAGCUUUGAAGAGAAUCCUGACUUUGAGGGUAUUCCUGUUCCUGAAAUGGCAGAAUCUCUAUCCACCUGGGUGCAUCAUGUCCAGCACAUUCUCCAACAGGGUCGCUGUGUGUGGGUGAACCUGGCUGAGAAGCCUGAGGAUGACUUUGAGGAGGAAGCAGAUGAAGAGGUGAAGGAGGAGGCUGAUGAGCCUGAGCCAGAGGUGGGCCCACCCCUCCUCACACCACUCUCUGAGGAUGCAGAGAUUACCACAACCCCUCCCUGGAGCUCCAAGAUGUCCUCCACCCUCAUCUCUCAGUUUGCUAUUGCAGUGUUACGCUCCAACCUCUGGCCAGGGGCUUAUGCUUAUGCCAGUGGAAAGAACUUUGAGAACAUAUACUUUGGCUGGGGCCUGAAAUUUGCAGGGGAAGCCUACACCCCAACUUUUCCAACAAUACCUCAGCGAGAAUACACCAGCGGGCCAGAGAUUACAGAGGCCCUGGACCCCAGUCUGGAGGAAGAGCAGGCCCUGAAAGCAGCCAUGGAGGAGCAGAAGGCUGCCCAAGAUGAGACAGAGGGCCUGGGUGGAGAUGAAGAGGAGGAUGAUGAUUGAGGAAGACUUUGUUGGAAACAGACACUACAUUACAAAAUUGAAUGUUGACUAAAGCCUUAAUUUGUCAAGAAAGCACAAAUUAAACAAUUCGCAGAGCAAUGUCCCGUGCCUCUUUUUUUAACGUUUUUUUUUUUUAACAAUCACAAAGCUGUUUUUGAAGAUGAACUGAGAAAAUUGUGCAUUUAAUUAACAUCUCUUUGUUGAAUAAUCUUUCUUGGACAUCAAAGCGUAGUCAGAUGUGUUGGCAUGGCAGACUCCACUGUUUAUUAGUUUCAAUAUGAAGCAGACAAGGAACUCAUUACCUCAAUGAUAAGACCUGUCAGAAUGUGUGGGGUGUUCCUUCAAUAAGAUAUCUCUAACCAUAAAUGAGCAUGACAGAAACUACAGAGAAUAAGAAAAAUACAUCAUUUUUUAAAAUUAAUUUUGCAUUACAACAAAACAUGUAAUGCAAUUACAAGUCUGCGGUCAAAUCUAAUUCAUAUUUGAUUAAUCUGUCAUCCCAGUGAAUUAGGUUAAAAUCCAUUCUGUAGAUCAAAUGAGGCAGACAAUUAUAUGGAUAAUGAACUGCUUUUGUUUCACUGCAAACUUGCACAUCCUUCAAUCACAGUCAUCUGUAGCUGUGUAAUACAGCUGUUUGAGUAAUACAUUAAUGUACAACAUGUGACCUGUUAUUAAUCAAGCCAGAAGAUCAUUGAAAACCAAAUGUUUAAUCAAGCUGUGAAAUAAAUAAAAACAUGGGAUAAUACAGGUUAAUCCAUGGAAUCAUCCUAGUUCUGCCAAUAGCACUGAGGAAAUCCAGCUUCCUGUGGAAGAAUUAAGAGAUCUCCUUUGGAAUGACAACAAAAA
Messenger RNA from Oncorhynchus nerka (sockeye salmon), 2678 nucleotides. RefSeq names its product radial spoke head component 4A (gene rsph4a). The transcript is spliced from 7 exons. NCBI's taxonomy places the organism in Eukaryota, Metazoa, Chordata, Actinopteri, Salmoniformes, Salmonidae. Gene Ontology annotation, biological process: axoneme assembly; cilium movement involved in cell motility; cilium assembly. Bases 279 to 1832 code for a protein of 517 amino acids. Gene Ontology annotation, cellular component: radial spoke; axoneme. The record is from RefSeq and is a predicted model, not a curated record.